AUGGCUGCAGCCGGUGGCGAGGGGCCGGUGGGGACCCCGCUCCUGCCGACCGGCGCUGCCCUGGCCCUGCUCGGUGGCCUGGUCUACCUGGGUGCCCUGUGUGCUGCCUGCAGACGCAAGGGCAGGAAGAAGGUCGCUCCAGAUGGGGUGAAACUGGUGGAUGAGGCCCUGCUCCGGCAGACACAGCUGCGGUCACUCAGCAAGUCUGACACGAAGCUGCAUGAGCUGUACCGGCUGAAGGCCAGAGACAGCGCCCAGCGCCCGGCCAGCCUGGAUCUCCCCUGUCCUGCAGCCCCCGGAGCUGAGUCCCUGCUCAGCUCUGGCCUCCUGCACCGUGAGCUGCCCCGGAUUCCUGUCCCCGAGCCACCGGCCGCCUCCCCAGCCCCCGACCAGACCUACUCCAACCUGCUCUUCACCCCACUGAGGAAACCAGCAGCAGACACCGUCUAUGAGUCCCUGGCAGUGGGGGGGGAGGACACCCCAGUGUCCCUUACACCCGCUGGCACCCAGGUGUCCCCCCCGCGGGUGGGACAUGGGGUGGCCGAUUACGCCUGUGUCCAUAAGGUGAAGAAGGCAGUGCCUGUGGAGGUGCAGGAUGGGGCCAUGGCGGGACCCUCUGGAGCACAACAAUGCUGGGAUGGCACAGGCAAUGCCCCCCGGGCCAAGCUGGAAGAGAUGUACUCGACAGUGUGCAAAGCCACCAAGAAGAAAUCCCAGGUCCCUGCAUCGACCCCAAGGGCCUCAAGGGAGGCGGGUUCUGGGUGGCCACCCCCCUGCCAGCAGGAGGGUGCCCCAGCUGGGUGCUGGACCCCAUCAGCCCAAGGCUCCCUGGACCCCUGCUAUGAAUCCAUCAAUGACAGAGCCUGGACUGCUCAGGGCCGUGGCCCCGACCCUGACUACGAGGCUGUGGACAUUAACUGGAAGAAGGCAGCGAAACGGGACAAGCUGGGGAAGACCUGUGUCCCUGAGAACCUGUACGAGAGCGUUGGGGACAUUUGGGCAGGGGAGCCCCGGAGAGCCUCCACCCGGACGACAGCCAACGGGCUGGAGGUGUACAUCACCAACCUAUAGCCCCCCAGGAGCAGGAUCAGUGCCACAGUGGGGUCCCACCAUGGCUGGACACUGUCAGUGCCCACAGACAGGCACCUGCAGCCCUGGGGCAUCCCUGCACAUGCUCUCUGUAUAUAUUUCUGUUACUUUUCUUUAAGUGUCUUUGUCCCAUCCUAUCCCAGCUGGUGCCAGCAGGUUGCUGGUGGGAUGCCCCAGG
Messenger RNA from Pipra filicauda (Wire-tailed manakin), 1267 nucleotides. RefSeq names its product Lck interacting transmembrane adaptor 1 (gene LIME1). The transcript is spliced from 5 exons. The record is from RefSeq and is a predicted model, not a curated record. NCBI's taxonomy places the organism in Eukaryota, Metazoa, Chordata, Aves, Passeriformes, Pipridae. The coding region runs from base 1 to 1071 and encodes 356 amino acids. Gene Ontology annotation, biological process: B cell receptor signaling pathway; T cell receptor signaling pathway.